Limulus polyphemus (Atlantic horseshoe crab) is the source of this 1887-nucleotide messenger RNA. Its product is annotated as G protein-coupled receptor kinase 1-like. Gene Ontology annotation, molecular function: G protein-coupled receptor binding; G protein-coupled receptor kinase activity; ATP binding. The transcript is spliced from 6 exons. NCBI's taxonomy places the organism in Eukaryota, Metazoa, Arthropoda, Merostomata, Xiphosura, Limulidae. The record is from RefSeq and is a predicted model, not a curated record. The annotation marks the transcript as partial. Gene Ontology annotation, biological process: regulation of signal transduction; G protein-coupled receptor signaling pathway; protein phosphorylation.
AGCAGAUGAGGUGAAAGAGCACCCCUUCUUUCAAGGGACUGACUGGCAAUUAGUUUAUCUCCAAAAGUACCCCCCUCCACUCAUCCCACCAAGGGGGGAAGUAAAUGCUGCUGAUGCUUUUGAUAUUGGUUCAUUUGAUGAAGAAGACACGAAAGGCAUUAAACUUACUGAGGCAGAUCAGGAGCUCUACAAAAACUUUCCUGUUGUGAUUUCUGAUAGAUGGCAACAAGAAAUAUCUGAGACGAUCUUUGAAACUGUCAAUCAGGAGACGGAUAAAGCAGAACAAAAGAAACGAGCUAAGAUGAAGAUGAAGUUUGAAGAUGAAAAAGAAUCGGACUGUAUUAUUCAUGGUUAUAUUAAAAAGCUUGGUGGCCCUUUUGCUUCCGCGUGGCAGACCCGAUACGGUAAACUGUACCCUAAUCGAUUGGAGCUUCACACAGAGUCGGGAAGUGCUAAGCCAGAGUUAAUCUUCAUGGACCAAAUAGAUGAAGUCUGUUCAGAGUAUGUACAAGUAAAAGGAGAACAGUGCGUUGUCUUGAAGAUGAAAGUCGAGAGAGAGCGUGAUGCCAAGGUAGUACUUACUAACUCGGAUGAGAUAGGGCUGAAGGAGUGGCUUAUUGCUCUAAAGUCCACUCACAGGAGUUCUCUGGAACUGCUUGGGAGCAUGGCUAAAAAAGCAGGGAAAAUUUACGGUACUGAUACCAACAAUAAGAAUAAUAUUGUUACUAGAAAUACCAGUGAAAAUUGACAGGAAAAUCAGGGCCAUAAUGUUUUAUUCCAGAACCUAAAUAUAAAAUGCUCACAAUUUCGAGACUUCAGAAAAACAGGAUCUUGUAUUAAUGGGAAAGAAGACAUCAUCUGGUCCAGGAAGUUAUUCUUUUUCUCCGUGGACCUAGGAUUUGGCUCAAGACCUCGACCAGAAAGUUUCUGUUAACACAAAGUACAACCCCGAUUUUUUCUUCUUCUCUUCUAUAUUUGUUUGCGCGCAUAUCAAGGUGUUAAACAGCUUACAGUUGUGAUACUGUUUCAGAACUGGUCUAGCAAGCUAGAAACGUAUCACCGCAACAGGGAUAACUGGCAUUAUUCCUAUGUUCACGUUGCGUUGUUUCCGAACCUCAGUGCAGGAAGACUUUUUUAUUGGCUCUAGUGUCUUUAUUUCUUAUAUAACACUAAUUUAUUCUUUUACCAUGUCAUUUUUUUUUUUGCACUUUUGUUUUGGUUUCAUUAAAUAAUUUCUUACAUUUGGAGGUGACAUUCUUCUAAUAGUUUGUGUCACACAGCUUCAGCUUCGAUACUACUUGAUCAGCUGGCCUGACAGUUGAAGUAAAAUAUUUUUACAGGGUGUAAUAUAUGGAAAACAAUGUAAUGUAAAAUUAUCAUUUUAAUUAGUGUUAUUUAUUUCCAGCCACUGUUUUGACUCCAACUAAUUAUUGUGACUUAGAACUCUUCACUGCCACUAGUGGCCAUAUGUAUCACAUUAAAUUGUUUUAACUUGUGCUAUGUGAAGUUUUUUUUUUUCUUGCUUUGUACAGUGUUUUAAGAUGGUUGAAUUUGAAAUAACAAAUUAAGCUUGUGAAAACCAUAGUUGAGUAAAAAUUCGUUUUGACUUGUAUAAAGCACUGUUGACAUUUUACAGGCUGAUGGUUACAUUUAGUACUCAAAACGUUCUUUGUGCUUCUUCUGGAUUCCCAUAGUAACAUCCAGUGAAAGAUCCCAGAAUGCCGAUGGUUACAGUUAGUACUUAAGAUGUGUUUUGUGCUUCUUUUAUCUGUAAAUGAAAGAUCCCAGGCUUAAGUUCAAAUUUACUCAAGGAGAGAACAUUUCUCAUGCAGUGAUGUUACAUAAUUUGUUUUUUAUGUAUAUAUAUAUAUAUAUAUAUAUAUAUAU